This is a messenger RNA of Aethalodelphis obliquidens (Pacific white-sided dolphin), 4407 nucleotides long. It is a transcript of the gene GPRASP3, whose product is annotated as G protein-coupled receptor associated sorting protein family member 3. NCBI's taxonomy places the organism in Eukaryota, Metazoa, Chordata, Mammalia, Artiodactyla, Delphinidae. The transcript has 4 exons. The coding region runs from base 907 to 2601 and encodes 564 amino acids. The record is from RefSeq and is a predicted model, not a curated record. Gene Ontology annotation, cellular component: cytosol; nucleus.
CACAGACACACCCCGGGACGAUCUGUAUCCAUCCGCUGCUCCCUCCAGCGCGGCCCCUCCCUACCCUCCCAACCCCGGCCCCCACUGCCCACCGCCCACUGGCCCCACACGCUGCGGUGCCAGAAGUGUGCGGGGUGGGAAGGGUGGUCGCCCGAAGAGUAGUGGCGGAGGGCCGGCGUGGCCCCGCCCCUGAGGCCGGGACUCCUCCAGGCCCCGCCCCUUUCUGGGUCGGAACUACGGUGGGUCUGGGAGGGGGCGUCGAGCCCAUUCGUGCAGUAUCCCUCCGCCCCCUUCCCGACACCCUCGCCGCGAGCGGUUGGUGCCGCAGCCUUCGUAGCCCCUGCGGGGUUUGGCGCAGCCGCGCGGGGGGCAGGACACCUCUUUGCCAUUCUGCCCGCACGGCGAGCGGUGGGAAUCCAAGUGAGGAGCUGCGACAGGAGGUGGAGGCCGACCAUCGGGACCCUGCGUCUGCGAAAGCAACUGGGGGUGUCUCGGGGGCGACGAGCGGCUCACACCCUGCACCGCGGACCCUGGCAACCUGAGGAGGGGGAGGCAACCGGGUCGGAGCGGGUCUCUGAGAGAGGUUUGUUCCUUUAUAGAGUACUGUAGAAAUCUGCAGGUAGCUGUUCACUUUGAAUUUGAUUAAGAAAGAGGACAAAAGCUAUUCAUUUGGAUCCAAGGUCUGCCUGUGAGUCGACUAUAGGGCUUAUCAACACUGGAAGCAAGAAAGGAGAAAAUUGCACCAGAUCAGUGCAGGCCUAUCUCCAGUGGUGGCUGUGGUGGCCUUGAAGUGACAGAAGAUCAUCACCUUCAACCCAGUAAAACAAUAUUAAUAUACUGACCUGGGACAUAUUGAGAACCAAAGCCAAGACUGUAUAGAGCUAUCUACAUAACUGGGCUUCAACUAUGGCUGGGGUUAAGAAUGCAAGUAGAAAGAAUAGGAGUAGAAAGAAUGAGAGUAAAAAGAAGACCAAAACUGAAAAUAGGGCUGGUGUACAAGCUGAAGCCAAGAGGGAGGCUACUGGCGUAGUCAGAUCUGUAGCCAAGACCCAGGCCAAAGCAAUAGCCAAGGCAGGGACUCAGGAAGAUCCAGUGGCAGAGGUGAAGGCAGCGUCUAAGAACAAGAUUGUUACUGAGAUGAAGGAAGGAGCUCUGGCAGAUUUCAGUCCCAAAGCUGAAGAUGAGGCCACUAGAGCAUCUCGGUUUUGUUCUGUGGCUGAGGCUAGUGCUGAGUCCAGUGCUGAGUCCAGGUCUACGUGUAAAGAUAAGACUGGUAUUGAUACCUGGUUUUGGGCUGAGGAAGAAGCCAGUGUUGGUUCCUGGUUCUGGAAUGGAGAAGAGGCUGGUAAUCGUUUCAGUGCUAAGGAUGAAGGUAAAGCUGAUAUUUGUCCCCCAUCCUGUGCUAAGAAUUUGGAGCCUGUGGCUGGGGCCAACUGCAAGACUAGGCCAGGGGCUGAGGAGGAGGAGGAGGAGAACGUUAUUGGGAGCUGGUUUUGGGAUGGAGAUGAAACUAGUUUUGACCCUAACCCUAGACCUGUGAGCAGGAUAAUUAAGCCCCAGCCUGUGGAUGAAAUUAAUGAAAAAGAUAGGCCCAAGGACUGGUCUGAGGUAACUAUCUGGCCCAAAGCUCCUGCUGUAACUCCAGCAGUGUUAGGCUUUAGAUCCCAAGUCCCAUUUGAGAAAAAGCCUCCUUCAUAUGUUGUCCUGGCCUCCGCUGAGGAAAAUACCCAUUCUUCGCCUGUGGCAACAGCGUGCCCUUCUAGGAGCACUCCCUCAAGCUCACAGCCUGUCUCUGAGUACCCAUUUGGUUCUGACCCUUGUAUCCAGACCAUAGAGGAGAUUAGACGCCAAAUCAGGAUCAGGGAGGUGAAUGGGAUUAAGCCAUUUGCUUGCCCUUGCAAAAUGGAAUGCUACAUGGAUUCUGAGGAGUUUGAAAAACUUGUUACCUUACUUAAAUCAACUACUGAUCCUCUCAUUCAUAAAAUAGCUCAAAUUGCAAUGGGGAUCAUUAAUGUUCAUCCAUUUGCCCAAGAGUUCAUUAAUGAGGUGGGUGUAGUGACACUUAUUGAAAGCUUGCUUAGUUUUCCUUCCUCUGAAAUGAGAAAAAAGGCUGUAAUUACUCUGAAUCCCCCCUCUGGGGAUGAAAGACAACGCAAGGUUGAAUUACAUGUUAAGCAUAUGUGUAAGGAAACCAUGUCUUUUCCCUUGAACUCACCUGGACAGCAAUCCGGAUUAAAGAUACUAGGACAACUGGCUACUGAUUCUAACCAUCACCACAUUGUUGCCAAUUACUUUUCAGAGCUUUUUCAUUUGCUCUCCCUGGGAAAUCGUAAAACCAGAAAUCUUGUUUUGAAAGUACUUUUGAAUAUGUCUGAAAAUCCAACUGCAGCCAGAGACAUGAUCAAUAUAAAAGCAUUAGCAGCAUUAAAACUCAUCUUUAACCAAAAAGAGGCAAAAGCCAAUCUCGUUAGUGCUGUGGCCAUAUUUAUUAACAUAAAGGAGCAUAUCAGAAAGGGCUCAAUUGUAGUUGUUGAUCAUUUGAGUUAUAAUACACUCAUGGCCAUUUUCCGUGAAGUUAAAGUGAUCAUCGAAACAAUGUAAAAUGAGCUAGAAAUAGAAGAGAACCCUUUGAACAAUCUCCAAACUCUAACAGGCUGUGUGUUCCCAAAGAGCCAUGCGUAAUGUUUUGGUUAUUACAAUGUGCAUGUUAUAAAUUACAUCUUUAACACAAUAUUACCUGUGACAGUCUAGGUCUGAGCUAGACCAUUUUGGGGUAUCAAAUUAAUAUUUCAUUGUGAGUUGAAAACAUCUGUUGAUUAUUCUCUGUGUAGAUGGGGAGCUUUUUAACAUUUAAGAUAGCAAAUUGGUGCAUCAUAAGUAAGCUAACUUUUCAUUAGUAUCUGCUUAGAUCCAUUUGCAGCUUCAAAUGAUUUAAAAAGAUAAUAUCCUUGAAUUUAUAAUCUAGUUGUAGAAACAAGGCAUAUACACACAAAAAGAUAUCUAACAGUACACACACACACAUAUAUAUGUAUACACACACACUCAUUGCCAAAUGUGCACUCUCAAUACGUAAAGAAAGCAGGGUUGCUACCGGCUGUUUAAUGUAAAAGGAAUUACUGUUUUUCCCCUAUUCUACCUGCAUCAGAUAACUCAUUCUACAACACACAAAUGGCCCUGAAUCUCAGAUAAAAUGUAAUAUUCAUCUUUUAUUUUGCUGCUACAUUUAUAACUCCUAUAUUGUUAGGCUAUUUCAUUUAUGUCAAGUAAUCUUGCAGAAGAGAAAGGAGGUAGAUGUAGGGAGGAAACAUUUCCUGAAUACCUACUCAUGUCAGAUACUGUGUUGGCAUUAUAUUUUACAGGUUUCUUCUUCUCAACAAUGGUUCUCUGAGCUAUGUACUGGUAUUUUUUUUAUGAUUAUAACUCGUUAUUCUGGAUUGCCUCCAAUGGCAGUUAAGGAGGUUGAAUACUUAUUCCUAGAUUCCCACAGCAGGCAAGUGUGGCAUAGCUGUUUUGUCUGAUACCAAAACCCGCUCUCAUUGCACUACCUUAUAGUCCUCUUCCACUUUUUGUGUGGCAGCCUUCAAGGCUCACAGACUGGUUUUAAUGAUUCAAUUUUGCUGUAGGUAAUGUCCCUGCCAGUCUUGCAAUUCUUAACUUCCUCUAAAUGUACAUGUCCAUUAAGCAUUUGGCUAAACCUUGCUGGAGUAAGAAGAAAAGUCUGGGAUGAGUGUAUGGAUUUGAACUGGCAGUGUCUGGGAAACAGUAGGUGCCCCAAACUGUUGAAUGAAUGAAAUGUAGAUUUGGAGCCAAACAACUGAAAUUUGCUAUGUGUCCUUCCUAUCUUCUUCAAUAAAGAACUGGAAUCAUUCUGUACAUUAUUUCAUACCUUACAGUUUAAAAGAUAAUUGCUUUUUUCUUCCUUGCAAAAUUAUACCUUAAUUUGUUUACCAUUUAUAAUUUAUUCUCCUGUGUGUCAUAUGAAAAGAUAAACGGUUCUAUCUUUUACUAGUAGGCAAGCCUACUCUCUGCAUUUGUACCAGCUAAAACUGUACAGGAUAAACUUAAUUGGAGAAAUUUAGGCCCAGGCCCAGAACUGCAGCUUCAUCAACACAAAACAGGAAAGCUAGGAGAGGAGCUGCUGCCUCAAUCUACGUGAUAGUGAUUCCUGGAAGUCUGCGGUCCAGAAAGCAUUCCCAGGACUUGGGCUAUAGCUAUAGACUCAGGGUAGGAAUUACAACCCCUGGUCUGAGCUGAAGAGAAUGUUUCAGUGUGUAAAAAUAUUGGGUUAUAUGCUUUGAGAUUUUUAAACAGUUAAGAAAUUAAAACAAGAUCAUACUGUAAAUACUGUUUGUAACUUGCCUUUCUUCCCACUAACUGUAUAUUGUGACCAUCUUUCCAUAUCAAUAA